UUUCAGGAUGUUGAUCUCAAUCACUAUCGCAUUGGGAAAAUCGAAGGGUUUGAAGUGCUGAAGAAAGUGAAGACUCUGUGCCUCCGUCAAAAUUUAAUUAAAUGCAUUGAGAACCUGGAGGAGCUACAGAGUCUUCGAGAGCUGGAUCUUUAUGACAACCAGAUCAAGAAGAUUGAGAAUCUGGAGGCGCUGACAGAGUUGGAGAUUCUAGAUAUUUCUUUUAAUCUUCUGAGAAACAUUGAAGGAAUUGACAAGUUGACGCAACUGAAAAAACUCUUCUUGGUCAACAAUAAAAUCAGUAAAAUUGAGAACAUAAGCAACUUACAUCAACUGCAGAUGCUAGAGCUGGGAUCUAAUCGCAUCCGGGCGAUUGAAAAUAUUGACACAUUAACCAGUCUGGAGAGUUUGUUUUUGGGAAAAAACAAGAUUACUAAACUUCAGAACCUGGAUGCACUUACCAACCUGACAGUCCUCAGUAUGCAGAGCAACCGGCUGACCAAGAUUGAGGGUCUACAGAGCCUGGUGAACCUGCGGGAGCUGUACCUCAGCCACAACGGCAUCGAGGUCAUCGAGGGCCUGGAGAACAAUGUAAGACGUCCGUCGGUCUGUCCUGAGGGUAUGGGCGGAGGGGCGUCAGGGCAGGCAGCAGGGUGCCAGGGCAGGCAGCUGGCUGGCCAGCACACACUUACCUCCAGGGCUGGUCUUGGGUAGACUCACUGCCUGGAGAGGUUUAUUAUAGAGAUCUCUCCAUCCUGAUAACUGCGGGACUUCUCCUUAUCUGGAAAAGGGCACGAGAUGUGUGCUAGUUGGCCCUCUGCCCCCACGUGUGUGUUGAAGGGCUGACACUUAGCGCUAUGGCCAUGUGUGGGAUUUUAGCUCAGGUGUCCACAGGUCCCCUCACAGGGGCAGCAUUCACUGCAUGUCCACUGUGCGAUGUAGGCAUUUGGGAAGAUUUGAAAAAAGCAAACGCUACCUGCUCAUAAACGCCCCUGUACUACAAAGGGUAGCCGUCCGUCCCCCUGCCCCUCCUGGCCACUGAACUUCCUGCCCCACCUCCAGCUGCCUCAGCCCCCACUUCCCAGCCCUCAGGGCCACAGGGCCAGCUGGCUCUGCUCUCCACUGGCCCCUCCUCCCCUGGGGGCGCAGGCUCCCCACCCUCCCCAGCUCUCCUUGCUGACGCGCACGAGAGACGCGUGCCCACAGAGGUUCCUGCCCUCC
Messenger RNA from Galeopterus variegatus (Sunda flying lemur), 1218 nucleotides. Its product is annotated as protein phosphatase 1 regulatory subunit 7-like. The transcript has 5 exons. NCBI's taxonomy places the organism in Eukaryota, Metazoa, Chordata, Mammalia, Dermoptera, Cynocephalidae. The record is from RefSeq and is a predicted model, not a curated record. The annotation marks the transcript as partial. Gene Ontology annotation, molecular function: protein binding.